GCAUAUGAUACGGCAACGCUAAAUACGCUAAAUACUUCAGAUUAGCAGCAAGCUAACUUUAGAUGUAUUAGCGUUAACUGCAAUAACGCAGCGUAAGAGGACACCGUUACUUUUGUGUGACAAAUUGCACAUGCUUUUGUUUCAGAUUACAUAACAACGGGCUCUUGCUCCACUGGCGCUGUCGUGGUCGAUCGUUACAUACGAGGUUAACGUAAACGAAGCACUUUUCUAGCUCUCGUUAGCAACAGGAUUACCUCCGCGUCCUCGGCAGCCAUAGAGACAACACCACCUCUACGUACUACGUCACCUUUGCGUGCUCGGUUGCUCAGCAACCGUAGACAAAGGACACAAGCAGAGGGAACCUAGUAGAGUUUCAUAUUUCGCACCAGCCUCUGAGCAAAGAUGCCCCGCUCUGCAGCCAAGUCCCAAGCUGACAAGCUCAGACGUAUGUCGUUUGUCCAAGUGACCCCACCUCCAGUGCAGGAAAUGGAAGUGGACGAUAUAAUUCCUGGUCGCUUAACUUGGGCCCAGAUGUUGAUCCGGGAGGAAGCAGAUGAGAUAGUGGGGGAGAUCAUGGAUGAACUGUUGAGCAAGGUCAUGGAAGGCUGUUUCAAGGUGUACAUUGAAAGACAGCUAGCACCUUUCUCCGCAUCUUGGGCCAAGAGCUACCUCAUACAGAUUCUAGAGCAACAAAUCCUGUGCCCAGAUGAAGGAGAAGGACUGGAGGAAGCAUGGACUGAGGACUCUGAGCCUAUGCCAGCAGCCUCAGAUGCCUGGGCUCAAGGAUGUGUGCCUGUCAUCAGUGCUACCCCUCGACCUCACUCCGCUGCACAGCAGGAGGCUGACAUUGUUCAGGUUCCGGUACCAACAGAGCCAAGGGUCAACCAGCAGCGUAAUGUUAUGGCCCAAACAAACAGCUCUCCAAAGCAAUCUGAAAAGGAAACAAGUCCCAGGAGCCCUUUCAGUGACAAGCAUUGUAAGGUGAUUAGUCCUCGUCCCCCACCAAAAAUUGAUCGAAAGAAAAAGCAGCAGAUUAAUUUACCUCCCAAGCCUGUUCCAGGCAAAUUACUGCCGGUCCUGUCCUGUUCAGCAGAAAAAAAGGAUGUGGAGGUAGAGGGUAAAAACAGGGUAUAUUCUGUUCGUAAUCAUAUGACUAGACCAUUAUAUCAGCCGAAGGACUACCAACGCAUACCAAAGCUUGAUAAGUCAUGCCUGCCUCGACACUGCAUCUCUCCUCAGUAUGAGAUUGUGGAUAAUAACUAUGCAAAACCCAAUCCCAAGAAACCAAGUGGCCUAUCCAAUCUAGAAGCAAAAUAUAACAAGCAGCAAACUGAGCGGACAGUAACCGCACUGACACCACUGACCAACUCCAAGGAUCAGCAAGCAAAGUUUCAGAAGAGAAAUGAGCCGGAUGUCUUUCUGAAGAAAUUAUCUCCCUCUAGACAUAGACAGGAAGGGAGGGCGUUUUCUAGGUCUCUGAGGCUGGACACAAUGGUUUUGGCUAAGGGUGUUUCUCUCCGGGAUCCCCAGGCAGUUGAAAGUAUCCCUCUCAAAUGUAACCCUCCUUCCCAGUCUACCAAGCUGAGGCCAAUACGAAGUGAUAUAGCUGUGCCACUGUUUUCAGUUGAUCAGGUUACCACAGGUAGACCACCUCAGGUCACCCCAUUGUGUCAGUCCAAGACCUGUGACAGCUGAUUAAAAAAUUUAGUGAUAAUACCUGUCUGUAGCUGCAUUUAGAGCAGAAUGCGCUAUAUGUUAAUGAAAUAAAAACGAUCCUUCUAAUACAAGAACAUUUCAUAUAAUGUCCACUGUGGGCUACUUUGUGAAAGAUGAUUAUACAUGUUUUGAAAAGAUUCUGAUUCAAGCCCUUUUUUUCCAAGUAUUUGUGAACUACCCUUAAAUUGCAAUACAGUCACAUUCACUGUACAUGUUUAUGAAAUAGUACCUGAUAAGCUGUGAAUACAAAAUUUUUGUCAUUUAUUUGUAUUUUUGUUUGUAUUUCUUUGUAUUUUUAUUUCUUUGUAUAUGUGAGUACCAUGAAUUUCGCAGUACAGUGAGAUUCACUGUACAAAUUCAUGAAAUAGUACCCGAUAAACUGUGAAUACAAAAUAUAUAUUGUCAUUUCUUUGAUACUAAUAUAUAUUUAAGGUAUAUGUAAAAAGAAACAUAUGUGUUCAACCAAUGUCUCCCACAAAAUAUAGCAAAAAUAGAGACAGGCAUAGACAUAGACAUAGACGAUAGCAACACUCCUGCAAUAAAUGCUACCUUCAUGAAAAUUAAAAUGUUUGGUUUGUUGUUGAAAUUGGUAAUUUUAGAGGUUUGUGGGGCCAUUGAACUGGCAGGCGUUUA
This is a messenger RNA of Xiphias gladius (swordfish), 2349 nucleotides long. RefSeq lists its product as uncharacterized. The transcript is spliced from 4 exons. The record is from RefSeq and is a predicted model, not a curated record. Lineage: Eukaryota; Metazoa; Chordata; Actinopteri; Istiophoriformes; Xiphiidae. Bases 403 to 1695 code for a protein of 430 amino acids.